GUCGAAUGGGAGGGCGGUCUCCGUGGCAACGGCGCCCUGUUUGGUGACACCGGUUGCUUGGCGCCUUUCGUCGUCUUGUUUUUGACUUGACCUGAAGGAGAUUUUCUCUGCGGGGAGCACUUCCGGUGUGCGUUGUGCUGGUCAGGUGGCGAGGUGGGGGCGGGGCCGAACUUCACGACAACUUUGUGUCGACGCGACAGAUGGCGGGAACUUCCAGACACGACCGAGACAUGGCGCUCAACGCCAAACGGCAGCUGACGUCGUGUUCCGACCCGCUGGAGAGACUCCGCCUCCAGUGUCUGGCCCGGGGGUCCGCGGGCAUCAAAGGUCUCGGAAGGGUGUUCCGGAUCAUGGACGACGACGCCAACCGCACGCUGGACUUGAAGGAGUUCCUGAAAGGCGUCCACGACUUCGGCCUCCUGAUGGAAAAACAGGAAGCGGCGGCCAUCUUUCAGCGCUUUGACCGCGACGGGAACGGCACCAUUGACUUCGACGAGUUCCUCAUCAUGCUCAGGCCGGCCAUGUCCGAGGCCCGCCGAGACGCGGUCUUGCGGGCCUUCCGCAAACUGGACAAGAGCAAAGACGGCGUGAUCACCGUGGACGACCUGCGGGGCGUCUACAACGCCAAGUACCACCCCAAGUACCAGAACGGCGAGUGGAGCGAGGAGCAGGUCUUCAGGAGCUUCCUCGACAACUUCGACUCGCCGUACGACAAAGACGGAAAGGUGACGCACGAAGAGUUCGUCAACUACUACUGCGGCGUCAGCGCCUCCAUCGACAACGACGCCUUCUUCAUCCUCAUGAUGACGAACGCCUGGAAGCUCUGAAAGCGCCGUUCGCCUUCGGCGGCGCGGGAACUUUUACGUUUGGGCCUUGAUCGUUUCAGAAAAGGCUACAAUUUUGGAAUCCCGAUA
This is a messenger RNA of Phyllopteryx taeniolatus (common seadragon), 914 nucleotides long. It is a transcript of the gene capslb, whose product is annotated as calcyphosine-like b. Gene Ontology annotation, molecular function: calcium ion binding. The transcript has 5 exons. The coding region runs from base 201 to 827 and encodes 208 amino acids. The record is from RefSeq and is a predicted model, not a curated record. NCBI's taxonomy places the organism in Eukaryota, Metazoa, Chordata, Actinopteri, Syngnathiformes, Syngnathidae.